AUGCCACGACAAGCGCAAGAUCUCAUAGACAGGAUGAAAAAUAAGGGAAUAAGAAUGGCGGAAGAUUGGAAACUAAUAACGAUAUUUAUCGGAACGAAUGACCUCGGAAAACUGCUAUGUGUAAAUCGUGAAACAACGUCACGUGAAGAGUACAAGUCAAAAAUCGAAGAAGCGAUUUCUCUUCUACGAAGUAAUACGAAGCGUACGAUUGUUUCAAUUGUCUCAAUAUGGAACUCACAACUAAUUUACGAUGCGGCAUCACUCAUUGCUAGUGGGACAAGAAUGCAGUGCGGUGAUGACAAUCUGAAGAAACGCGAUGCAUUAACAGAAGAAUACAGAAAGGUGAGUACUACAGAGAGGCCAGAUCCAACCUAG
Cooperia oncophora is the source of this 375-nucleotide messenger RNA. NCBI's taxonomy places the organism in Eukaryota, Metazoa, Nematoda, Chromadorea, Rhabditida, Trichostrongylidae. The record is from the annotation of a GenBank genome assembly.